UCUUUCUUUCUUCUCAGGCCAAAAGCCCAGCCCGAACCAGAAAAUUCUCUCGAGGAAAAUAUAAUAAAACUAUAUAAUAGUGAUUAUUAGUAUUAUACAGAGAGAGAAAAAGAAAGAGAAAGGCGAAAAAUAGAGAUUCGUUCUCUGCGAAAAUCAACAAUCCAUUCGAUCCCCCGCGCUUCCUCUUCUUCUCUACAAUCAACAAACUCGAUUCGACUCGGAGUUUGACUCAGCUCUCUUCUUCGAUCUCACAACUCACGACUCAGCUCCCAAUUUCAACUGGGUUUUUUUUCCCGGCGGAUAUUGGAAUUGGACAAGCUGAAUUUGUUUGGAGCAGUAUGAGCAUAAACAACCCUGGCGAAGAAGAAAAUUAUUAGGGUUUGGUUCUGGCGACUGUGGUGCGGUUUUGGCGGUGGGGAAGAGCUUUGAGCUUUCCAUGGGCGAUGGAGGCGUUGCAUGUGUGCCUGUACAGCAUAUUAUGGAGCGUUUUUCAGUUUGUGGACCCAAGACUAACAACAGCACGUUCAGUACUUCUUCUUUAAAUUCUACUACAGCAACUGUGAAGAAGAAGAAAAAAAAGAUGAAUGGUAAGAUGAAAGCAAAGCGGGAGAAAAAAGUAGUGAACUUGAGUUCUAAGAGUGUUGUUAAAGAAGUUGAGUCUAAUGGUGACGCUGGAAAAGAUGAAGUUGAGGAGGGUGAAUUGGGUACUUUACCUGUGGACAACGGACAACUUGUUCCGGAGAAAUCAUUUUCGCGAAAAUUCGAAAUAAAGAGUGAAAUUGAGAAGGGGGAGAUUACACCUGAUGUUAAAAGGGGUGAGUUUCUCAAAGGAAGGUGGCGCAAAGGGGAAUGGGAAAAGGCUAACUAUAUUUCUGAUAAGUCUGACAGAAAAGGGGAGUUUGAUAAGAAUGAACCUGGUUAUGAACCAGGUGAAUUUGUACCUGAUAGGUGGCGGAAAGGUGAGGGCUCAGCAAGGGAUGAUUUUAACUAUAGCAGAACACGCAGGUAUGAUUUUGGUAAAGACAAGGGUUGGAAAGGAGACCUAGACUGGACGCCACCUUCGGUCAAGGACAAAGGAUGGAGAAAUUGAUCGUGAAUGGACACCACCUUUGGCCAAGGACAGAGGAUGGAGAAAU
Molecule: messenger RNA, 1136 nt
Organism: Solanum tuberosum (potato)
Lineage: Eukaryota; Viridiplantae; Streptophyta; Magnoliopsida; Solanales; Solanaceae
Product: histone-lysine N-methyltransferase ATXR3-like
Exons: 2
Coding region: 437-1090 (217 amino acids)
Source: RefSeq, a predicted model, not a curated record